Perkinsus marinus ATCC 50983 is the source of this 810-nucleotide messenger RNA. RefSeq lists its product as hypothetical. The record is from RefSeq and is a predicted model, not a curated record. The coding region runs from base 1 to 810 and encodes 269 amino acids. The transcript is spliced from 9 exons. Lineage: Eukaryota; Perkinsozoa; Perkinsida; Perkinsidae.
AUGGUCGUCGAGUUAGCCACCAUACCAGAGUUUGACUUACCUGUCUCCACCUGUCUGGUGAUAAUGCUCUUUGAGGCUCUCUUCCUUCUACUAUUACAGUUUGACGAAAAACACAUCUCGUUGUUCGCGGCUAGGAAGUUAUGUCACGCCGGCAGUGGCUUCGCCAUGCUUUUCCUCACUCCUCGUCUAUUGGUGAACCGCUUAUACAUAUAUGGAGUAGUGGCUAUGAGCCUCAUCAUGACUUGGUCAUUGGUUCCCGGCAUACCAAACUGGCGCUUCGGAGCUCUGGAGGAUCCUGGUAUCACCAUCUACCUUCUCGUUGUUGGGUAUUGGUAUUUCAUGGAGUUUCCUAUUGCGGUCCUAGCUCCCAUAUUCUUCGCAGAUCCGGCAGGGGCUAUCGUUGGCAAAUGGGCGUCAUCACAGAUCCCGAAUCUGAACCCGAGAUGGAUCGGCACUAAGACAGUCCUAGGCUCAGCGGCUGUUCUGGUGGUAGCCUUCAUCACUCUGCACUCCCCGACAUCCUUCCUACCUAGACUCCUGUUUGACAAGCAACACUUCUCGAAAUUCGCCGCGAGGAAGUUGUGCCAUGCCGGUACAGGUCUGCUCAUGCUGUGUCUGAACUCCAAGUAUUUCAUUAAUCGUCUCUUUAUUUACGGGCUGAUGGUCUCGAGUCUGAUCAUGACGUGGGAAGUCAUCCCAGGAUUGCCCAACUGGCGUUUUGGCACCUAUGGCGAUGUUGGGAUUACUGUCUACCUAGUCGUUCUGGGGAACGGUAAACCUGGUUGGGGCGCCUAUGCCAUCGCCGGCUAA